Messenger RNA from Zingiber officinale, 1413 nucleotides. Its product is annotated as DNA-dependent metalloprotease WSS1-like. Lineage: Eukaryota; Viridiplantae; Streptophyta; Magnoliopsida; Zingiberales; Zingiberaceae. The coding region runs from base 164 to 1258 and encodes 364 amino acids. The record is from RefSeq and is a predicted model, not a curated record. The transcript has 4 exons.
GUGGAAGCAAAACAAUAAAGAUUCCCAAAUCAAAUAGCUAUCUCUGCGGGCGAUGAAGGAUCGUCUCAGUCGGCGGUGAUGAAGGCCGUCGGCCCGCCGUGAAGUAGAAAAAAGAUAGCAAAUCUUCUGUUUUCCUUUGAUCAUUCCGCCGAUCACCUUGAUCAUGAGCCUGGACGAUCUGAACAAGGUAUGGGAGAUCAAAAUUCUCAAGAAGCCCGGCGAGGAUGAGGCCCGCCGUCUCCUUGACCGCAUCGCCAAGCAGGUCCAGCCCAUUAUGCGUCGCCGCAAGUGGAAGGUUAAACUCCUCUCCGAGUUCUACCCGACCAAUCCGGCUCUUUUAGGGCUAAAUGUUGGUGGUGGCGUCGAGGUGAAGCUUCGGCUGAGGCGGCCUGGCAGGGAAUGGGAUUUCUUCCCGUUCGAGCAGGUUCUUGAUACAAUGCUCCACGAGCUGUGCCACAUCGUGCAUGGGCCGCACAAUGCCUCGUUCUAUAAGCUCUGGGAUGAGUUGCGCAAGGAAUGUGAUGAACUGGUUGCAAAGGGGAUAACUGGUACUGGACAAGGAUUUGACACCCUUGGAAGACGCUUAGGUGGCUUCUCUGUCCAGCCUUCAGUAUCAUCGCUCCGGCAGGCUGCAGUUGAUGCUGCAGCCAAACGAGCUCGCACUGGGGCUUUGCUACCAUCUGGACCAAACAGAUUAGGUGGAAAUAGUGAAAUCAUGGGUGCGCUUAGUCCAAUACAAGCUGCUGCCAUGGCUGCAGAGAGAAGAUUGUAUGAUGAUAUAUGGUGUGGAUCUGUGUCAGAAGAAAUUAAUCUAAUAGAAAGUAUCACCGAAAUUUCAAAGCAUCCUGCUCCUGAAAUAGGUGAGUCAUCAAAUUCUAAUGGGGAAAAGAAAGGGGAUUUAGGUGGUACUGGUAAAAUUGAGAAAGGAUGGACCAAUUUGCACAGUAAAGGCAAGGGUGAAGAGUCUACAUCUAGUAUCACCUUUGAUAGGGCAACAAUGCCAGGUGGGUCAAUGUCACCUUACCCCAAACACGAUACAGACGAUAAGGUUAUUUGGGAGUGCAGCAAAUGCACUCUAUUCAAUCAACCUCUGGGACUAACAUGUGAAGCUUGUGGCGCCCCAAAACCAAAAGCAGCUGAGUCUAAAUUUAAGACCUGGUCGUGCAAAUUUUGUACUCUAGAGAACAGCACUAAGCAAGACAAAUGUUCAGCUUGUGGCCAAUGGAGAUAUUCAUAUGGCCCACCUUUAGAUACUUAGAUUGCUAUAGUCAAUUAUGGAGCUUGAGUGAUCUGCUUCAUAUAUUCUAGGUGCCAGAUGAACUGCGUAUGAUAUUUUUCUAAGAUGUUACUUGUGCUUCCACCAUGACAGCCUCAUUUUGAAAUACUUCAUAGCACCUUUUGGGCUUUUAUCCA